UCAAUACUUCAGUUGCUCAACAAAUGUGCUCAAAGUUAAAUAACUUAGAAGUAAUGAAGACAUCCAUACAUUUUAUAUUGCUUACUUUGUGUGCUCCAAUUCUAGGAAUAUCCGUAGGUAACAACACCUCAGACAUUAACUGUGAGACCAGUGACGACUGUAGCUCGGACAAAGUGUGCUUGGACUUUAAAUGUGAAGACCCUUGCCUUGGCGUAUGUGGCUUUAACACCGUCUGCCACACAGUCAACAACGUUUAUAUGUGUGCCUGUAAACCAGGUUAUAUAGGCUACCCUUUCAGUGGCUGCUAUCAUGAAGGUCACAUACUUUUAGAAUGUACAAUGAACUCGGAUUGCCCCGAGGAAAUGGAAUGCAAGAACAAACACUGUGGGGAUGUCUGUAAAAACGCUUGUGGACUAAACAGUCAUUGCAAAGGCAUCAGACAUCGUCCAGUCUGCUCUUGCAGUCCAGGACAUGUUUGGGAUCCAUUCUUAGGAUGUCAAAUACAGAAGAUUAAAGAGUGUACAGAACAUUCGGACUGUCUCUCAAAUCGCACUUGCAGCAAUUUGAAGUGUGUCGACCCUUGUGACAGUGUCUGCGGUAACAACACAAUCUGCACUGUCGAGAAUCAUACGAUAGCUUGUGCUUGCACACCAGGAUUCAUCGGCAACCCUUUUCAGAACUGUGUAAGUCAAGUAAUUAAAGAGUGUACAAUGGACGAGGACUGCCCCUCAAAUCACACAUGUAAUAAUGGCGUGUGUGCUGAAACUUGUAAUGCAGUCUGUGGCUUGAACACUAUCUGUAUUAUCAAAAACAAUCAUGCUGCUUGCUCCUGCAAGCCCGGAUUCGUUGGCAACCCUUUCCUGGAGUGUGAAGUUCAACGUACCAUAGAAUUACAGAAGAAGUACUAUAUUGGAAAAGUUGAGGUGACAUGGACUACUGCUAUUGAACGAUGCCGCAGUAAGGACAUGUAUUUAGCUUCCAUUACAAGCUCGUCAGAACAGGACGAUAUAAAGAGAGCAUGCAAUGAAUCAGGAAUAGCAGGGUUAGUGUGGGUAUCUGGAUCUGACCUGGCCUCAGCAGGUGAGUAUGUGUGGAACUCUACAGGGAAAGGUUUUACGUAUACCAACUGGAAAUAUGGAGAGCCAGAGGUCUCGGAUGAUUAUCGAUGCGUAGCGCUCGAUACCUUUGAUUACAAAUGGCAAACGAGAGGAUGCAACUUUAAACGCUACUAUGCCUGUGAAUAUUUUAGAUGUCCAUCAGAAAGCCACAUUAAAUAUUCUAUUUAACAUAUGAUACAAAAAAUCCAAUUUUAUAUCAAAGAAUGUUUUACAAAGUAGGGUAUUCUUGUAUAAGCCUUCUUAAUUUAUUAUACAUUGUGUAAUUGGUUUAUUCUUAAACCGUUAUUGUUCUGACUGUUUGGAAUUCUAUACCUUUCUCAAUAUAUAUAUAUAUAUAUAUAUAUAUAUAUAUAUAUAUAUAUAUAUACUUAAGAUUUUUCAUUUAUACCCAUGCAUUUUUUGCGUUCCACUGUCUGUACAAAAUAUGAAAUUUGGAUAAUUUUUAUGAUUUAAUUCCAAUGUUUGUCCUUAAUAAAUAAUUUUCCAAGCCCA
This is a messenger RNA of Homalodisca vitripennis (glassy-winged sharpshooter), 1610 nucleotides long. RefSeq names its product protein kinase C-binding protein NELL1-like. The transcript has 8 exons. The record is from RefSeq and is a predicted model, not a curated record. The coding region runs from base 24 to 1286 and encodes 420 amino acids. NCBI's taxonomy places the organism in Eukaryota, Metazoa, Arthropoda, Insecta, Hemiptera, Cicadellidae.